AUGUGUGACCAGCAGCAGAUUCAGUGUUACCAGCCGCACCCCCAGUAUUGUGUGGCAUGUUCCCCCUUCUGCAUCUCCCAAUCCCCUUGUGCCAACAGCCAGGUGGUGGUCCAAGCCCCCUGUGAGAUGCAAAUUGUGGAGUGCCCUGCACCAUGCCCAGUUCAAAUUCCCCAGGUAAAAUGCCAGGCUCCAUGUCAGUCUAAAACUACAGAGGUGAAGGGCCAAGCUCCAUGCCAGUCUAAUACCACCCAGGUGAAGGGCCAACCUCCAUGCAAGUCUAAGACCACCCAGGUGAAGGGCCAAGCUCCAUGCCAGUCUAAGACCACACAGGUGAAGGGUCAGGCUCCAAGCCAGCCUCAGAUUACAUGUGUUCAAGGCCAGGCUCCAUGCCAGUCUGAGGUUUCCUAUGUGCAGUGUGAAGGCCCAUGCCCUGUGCAGACCUGCUAUGUAGAAUGUGCUCCAGUUUGUUAUACAGAAACUUGUUAUGUGGAAUGCCCAGGCCAGAGCUAUGUACCCUGCCUGGCACCUCAGCCUGUCCAGACUUAUGUAACAGGUCCCCUGGUGUGCCAGCCUCAGGGAAGAUUCUCCACCCAGUGCCAGUAUCAAGGCUCCUACAGCAGCUGCGCCCCCCAGCGCCAGUCCCGGGCUUCAUUUAGCACCUGUGAGCCCCAGUGCCAGACCCGGGGCUCUUAUGGGAGCUUUCCUGCACAAAGUCGCUCUCGGAGCACCAGCAGGUGCCUCCCUCCUCGCCAGCUGCAGCCUUCUUACCGCAGCUGCUCCCCACCACGACGUUCCGAGCCCUACUACAGCAGUAGCUGCCUGCCGUCAAGAUGUUCUCCGGGCUCCUAUAACUAUUGUACCCCACCCCGCCGCUCUGAGCCCAUCUAUAACAGUGACUGUUCUCGGCGUCCCACUUUGGGCUGCUCUCAGAGAUGUGGACCCAAGUGCCGAAUAGAGAUUUCCUCCCCUCGCUGCCCCAGGCAGGUUCCCCCCCAGAAGUGUUCUGUUCAGAUUCCUCCCAUCAGACGCUGCUCUGAGAGUUGUGCCCCACGACCCUCCUGGGGUACCUCCUGCUCGGAUCUGAGACCACGUGCAGAGCCGUGUCCACUCCCAAGCUCCCAUCCUCCGCGGCGUUUGGACCAACGUCCAGAGCCAUCACUGCCGCGAAGUCCACCUGCGGCUCCACGCCCACGUCCACUUCCGGCUCCACGUACGUGUUUGCGUCCAGAGCGGUGCGUAAGUCCAGAGUUCCGUCCCUGCUCUCCACCACGGCGACUUUCGGAACCCUGUUUGUAUCCAGAACCACGUCCAGUGCCAUAUCCAGCCCCGCGUCAUCCUCGGCCAGUGCAGUGUGAUCUUCCAGCACCGCAUCCAUGUCCGCAGCCCUGUGAGCGCCAAGAAUCUUUUCCACUUCCGGAGCCAAUUCCGCUUCCAUCGCCCUGCCCAAGCCCAGAGCCCUGUGUGGAGCCCCGACGUUGUCCCAGUCCCUGGUCAGGUCCAAAUCCAAAUCUAUGCACAGGAGACCUAGGCUGUCAUGAGUCCAGUCCACACUACCUGGACACUGAGGCCCCCAUCUGUGGCCCAGCCGGUUAUAACUGGCAGCCAGACAGUGAGCCUAGAUUUAGACCUUGCGAUGUAGGCCUUCAAGAGCCACAGGGUCUUCGUGGUUGUGGAGACCAAGGAGACGUCAGUGUUGGAGUGAAAGGCGGAACCCGUGGUGGAGCAAAGGGUGCCCACUUUUAA
Messenger RNA from Budorcas taxicolor (takin), 1743 nucleotides. It is a transcript of the gene KPRP, whose product is annotated as keratinocyte proline rich protein. The record is from RefSeq and is a predicted model, not a curated record. The transcript has a single exon. The coding region runs from base 1 to 1743 and encodes 580 amino acids. Lineage: Eukaryota; Metazoa; Chordata; Mammalia; Artiodactyla; Bovidae.